AAUCAACAUGCGGCCUGACCUGGAUGGAUACAUAUUUCCGCCAAUAAUCACCGCCAAAUAUUCUGAAAGACUGGUUGAUGAAGUUUUGCCUAUGGAGGUUAUCACUGUUAGCUUCGAAAUUGAGUUUCAUAAGGACGACGUCGCCACCAAGGAGGUUUUGCUGAAGGUGAUCGCCGUCCUGUGCAUCAUCGCACUGUUCCUCGCCAUGCUGAAGACUUACAGC
Messenger RNA from Soboliphyme baturini, 223 nucleotides. The record is from the annotation of a GenBank genome assembly. Lineage: Eukaryota; Metazoa; Nematoda; Enoplea; Dioctophymatida; Soboliphymatidae.